Messenger RNA from Melozone crissalis (California towhee), 1745 nucleotides. It is a transcript of the gene CUNH1orf52, whose product is annotated as chromosome unknown C1orf52 homolog. The record is from RefSeq and is a predicted model, not a curated record. Bases 1 to 555 code for a protein of 184 amino acids. NCBI's taxonomy places the organism in Eukaryota, Metazoa, Chordata, Aves, Passeriformes, Passerellidae. The transcript is spliced from 3 exons.
AUGGCGGCGGAGGGGGAGGACCCGCUGGGCUAUUUCGCGGCCUACGGCAGCUCCAGCUCCGACUCGGAGCCCGAAGAGCCGCAGCCCGACGAGCGCCCGGCGGGAGCCGCCGCGGCCUCGGGGGGCACCCCGGGGCGGUCGCGGCUGCCGCCGCCCGACGAGCUCUUCCGUCGGGUGUCGCAGCCGCCCGCCUUCCUCUACAAUCCGCUCAACAAGGAGAUCGACUGGGAGAGCCGCGUGCUGCGGGCGCCCGAGGAGCCCCCCAGGGAGUUCAAGGUGUGGAGGAGCAACGCCGUGCCCCCGCCGGAGACCUACAGCCCGCCCGAGAAGCCGCCGCCGCCGGCCCCCACCCUCGACAUGGCCAUCAAGUGGUCCAACAUCUACGAGGACAAUGGCGACGACGCGCCCCGCCAGGCCGGCAAAGCCAAGUUCCUGCCGGACGAGGAGCAGGAGCCCCUGGAGUCGGAUGGUGAAAAAGACGAGGAACCAGCUUCUGCUAAGAAACGUAAAGUAGAGUCUGGAGAACAGGCAAAGAAGAAGAAGAAGAAGGUAUAAGCAGGGUGUUUUGGAUUUAGACAUAAUGAGAAUUUCAAGGAACUUGGAUUCCUCUGCUGAGAUGGGAAACAAAUACGUGUUUACUGCAUUUCUCUCUCGGGUAGGGAAUUUUAUUUCUGUAGUGUGCUUGCCUUUUGGAAAGCACAAAAUUAAAUGGACAGUGUUGUGGUAAAACUUGUUUACUGACCAAAAUUUAAACCUGUUUAUUUGAAACAAGGAUUUAGAUGAAAGAUUCAUUGCCAUGGAUACUUGUGCUCAUGCAGGUUACAGGGCUUCACAGUAUUUUGUUUAUCAAGAAACCUGGUAACGUGCGUUCUUCUGGACUGACUUUUCCAUUGUGUCAAAACCUUUUAUAAAGGAGUAUAUACUAAAGAUUUUUUAGGUACUGGUCUGUGAUAUGUUCACAUAAUGUUGUUUUUAAAUAUAUGUAUAGACUGCAAAUAGUCACUGGAAUAAAACUACAUUUGAAAACAUCUAUGGUAUAAAUAUUGCAUUGCAUGCUUGGUGAAUAGGAGCAAUGAAUUCUGUAUUAUAUGCCAUUCACUGAUAUGUGACGUAACAGAUUCCUCAGGGCUUUUUUGUUCAAAUAAAUACACAACUACAAACUGAAAAAAAAAUGGACCUAAAACUGAGUUUAAUAUUUUACAGUUAUUUUAUUGUUAUGGUAUGUUCAUCAGUGAAACAUGAGACUAACUGAUGGAAGGAGAAUUGAAGCAUGUAAUGUGUUCUUCCUGAAACAGAAAAUAGAAUCAAGAUAUUUAUGUGGACAAAAAUUAUGACAAAGCUGUGAUAGAGUCUUUGCUGCCAAAUUGUAUUUAUUUCAGUACAAACAGUUGGUAUUCCUCUCAAAGUGAUAGCCAGUAUAUGUUGCAUUUGUGGUAUGCUGCUGAAUGGGGUUUUGGGUCUGUAUAUGACAAGGUACCAGCAGGUAUCAGCUUGUACUGGAUUGGAGAAAAGGUUGCUGUAUGUUUUCAGAUAAAGAUUCUGUGCCUUAGAAAAUCUGCAGUGAGAUUAGUGCCUGCUAAUAGAGAUUCAUGUAAUUAAAUUGUUAAUGUAAAAAUUUUUGGUUUCUAUUUUUCCUCUGUCUUGGACUAGCUUUACUUUAGCAGAGCAGAUUCUGUAUACAUAUGUGCUAAUAUGAUGUUAAUAUUUCUAAGUGAUUUUAAGAGAUUUUUUUUUAACCUCAAUAU